Messenger RNA from Aplosporella prunicola CBS 121167, 3332 nucleotides. RefSeq lists its product as uncharacterized. The record is from RefSeq and is a predicted model, not a curated record. NCBI's taxonomy places the organism in Eukaryota, Fungi, Ascomycota, Dothideomycetes, Botryosphaeriales, Aplosporellaceae. The transcript has 4 exons. The coding region runs from base 83 to 2965 and encodes 960 amino acids.
CCAGCAUCGCGACUUGACAUACACAUCCAAUCCAGUAUCGCGCGUGAGCAAACAUACAACUCUUUGCAUCCCAACGCGCAAAAUGUCUCCUAACAUACCGAACAACAACCAUAACGGCAUCCAUCAGUACCCGCCAUACCAGUCACCGUACGGCAACAUGAACGAAACUGGCAACCAGAUGCCCCAGAAUCACAACAACGCGGACGGGACUGUCAACCAGAUGUCCCUGAACCGCAACAACAUGAACGUUUUCGGUCAGGGUGCGUACGUGGGGUUCGCCAACAACCAUCUUGCCAACCGGGUCACCCUUGGCGAUCUCGACUUCCCAAAUUUCAACAUGUCCCCCGCUACUGUCAACCCCCAAGCUCUUGCCACCAAUAACCGUUACGGUAACGGUGGUGUUCCCGGCACCAACGCCGAUGAUCAUGUCGUCAAUUCUCUUCUUGGCCUUAGUACUGCCAAUGGUAAAGAGCCCUUCGGGAACCGUAGGGAAGUGUACACAUUUAACCAAGGAGUGCAUGACGUGCGACGCCAAGUGGAAGCCAGGCAACAAUUUGCCCCUCAGCAGAGGUUGCAGCAGGCGCAGCAGCUGGAGCAGCAGCAGCUGCAAUACUCCUUCCAACAACCGCAGCAGCGAUAUGGACAGGAUUUCUCACCACAAUACUUUCAUGGAUACGCUCAGCCGUCCCCUCAGCAGGGCCCCCUGCAGAUCCAGCGCGAAACCCAGCAGUAUAUGAGCCGUAAGCGCAAGUAUGACGAACACUUACAUCAACCCAAUGUGCUGGGCGAUAUUCAGCAACGGAAUCCGCAGCAGCUGCAUCAGAAGUCCAACGGCAUUGUUGGCCAUCAGAACCAAAGGCUUUACCAGCCCGCCGCGGUCCUGGGCGAUAUUCAGCAACAGCAUCCGCAGCAGCAUCCGCAGCAGCUGCAGCAGAGGUCCAACGGCAUCGUUGGCCACCAGAACCAAGGGCUUUAUCAGCCCACCGCGGAGAACACCUACACUUCUCCUUACACUACUCGUCACCCAUCCUCUUCUUCCUUCGCCACGUGUGGUGGUAGCGCGGAGAAGCCCAUUUCCAUCGACGACGACGACGAUGAGCCCGUCAUCGUUGGCGUCAACACCAUUUCUUCCGUCACGGCCAACACUACCACCAAUGCCACUGCCGCUCCUCCGGCCGGUCCCAUCGCCGCUGUCGGCACAAACCCCACCACUACCGCCGCCGCCGCCGCGACUCCCGCCCCGGCCAAGAAGAAGGCCGAGUACAUCGAGGUGACGGACAUUCUCCGGAAGCAGGACGUCUUCCCUGGGGUUAUUAAAGAUGAUCCCUCGACGUAUCCGGAGGGCGUACCGCCCGAGAUUUGCAGCGGCGGCAUGUGGAACACCAUCAUCACGAUGCGAACCCUCCCAGGUUUAAGGAUCGAUCCAUUGAACGAGAGCCUAACCCGAUACUUCCUCGACAAGGACAACCCGGAAAACUGGGAGAUGAUACAUCGGUUCAGACGGCUAAAGCAUCUCGAGAUCGAGGCAAUGAUAAUAAAGGAGUACCACACGAAAGGAUCGACUGUACCCAUGGAAAAGGGACAAGGCUUCCGAGAUGUCCCAAAACCUGCACGUAAGCGCAUCAAGACCAAGAUUGACCGCUGGGGUAUUACUCCCCAUCGCAUCGAACAGCAGCAAGCUCUGCUUAAGAAGCGCGGCGACACGCCCGAUCCUGACGCCCCGUCAUAUCUCUUUAAUCAGGCCAUUGACGAGAGGGAGAAAAAGCGCAAGCGCAAAACUGCUAACGACGGUGAUGAUGCAGGCAUCCUUACCGGAACAACUUCCACCACGGCACCCGCUGCCACCACGACCUCCACCGCGACAACCACCGUUACCGCUACCACCACCACGGGCAGUGGCAAAGGCAGGUCCAACGGAUCAAGCGCUGCAUCGACCCUAGCAACCACCGACAACAACGCAGGCAGCACCGCCACGAACAGAGCCAGCGCCAAUAUAGGCACAGCCAAGCCCAGUGGAUCAACCACUCCAUCGACCCCAGCCACCACUGACAACACCGCUGACACCAACACCAACGGAAACACCACCACGACCUCCACCACGGCACCCAGGCCCAGAGGCAGGCCCAGGAAACCAGCAAACACCAUCGACGACACCACCGACACCACCACGACAAACAAGCGCAAGCGCAAAGCACCUGCCUCAAAAACGACAGACGGAGCCGCCAACGCCACCAAAAAGGCCAAGACGACCGUAGCCGGCGCCGCCAUCGCCGCCGCUGGUACCAUAUCCGUCGGCGCAGCAACUGGAGCUCCGUCACUGUCACUGAAUCCCUACGGCCCUGGCACCAACCUCGCCUCCGCGCCGCUAGCACAGGGCCUAGCCACACCCGCACCCACGCCGCUUGUUCGCCCCGCGGUGCCUCCUACCGCCCACGCGCCUAGGGAAGUCGCCACGGCUCCUCGUGCCCCUGCUCCAGCCCCUGCUCCAGCCCCUGCUCCAGCCCCGGCCCGUCCCGCCGCAGCUGCUCCUGCUCGUCACAUCUCAGACGCAAAAUUCGACCCCUUGUUCGACGAGAUGCCAGCCUCGCCCCCACCACCUUACACCGCCGCCGCAGAAAACAACAACGACGCCGACGACGACGGCUGGGGCGCAGGCGGAGAAGAGGAGCUCUGGCGGGAGCUAGAAGCCUCGAGAGGUGAUGACACCGACGCUGCAGCCGCAGACGCAGACGCAGAUGCGGAUGCAGAUGCAGAUGCAGACGGCCUGGAGGAGGCGCUGCUGAGUGCGCUUGCGGAUGCUAGCAAUGACGAUGAUGGCGCUAACCACGGCGCAGACGACGACGCCGCUGAUGCUGACGACGACGCUGGUGCUGUUGAUGAGGAAGUUGAAGUUGGGGUUGAGGUUGAAGCGCAGGAGCCUGAGCGCGAGUACUGCUCUGAGGACGAGUGGAGCGAGGAGGAGUAGGUUGGUUUUGUCUUUGGUGGUGUUCUUUUGUCUCUUUUUUUUUUUUUUAUCUUUGGGGUUUUAGGUUUUGGUUGUUUUUGCUUCUUUUGAUCUUUGAUUUUCAGGAGGCUUGGCUUUGGUUUUGGGUUUAGAUAUUUGCUUGCUUGCUGGUUUGGCUUUUGGUGUUGGUGGAGAGGUGGGAUGGCAUGGCAUGGGAUAUGACAUGGCAUGGGAUAUGAUUGGAUGGUUGAACUGAUCGGUCUUGUUUUCGUCUUUUGUCUUUUCCUUUCUUUGUCUCUUUCUUGAUCUCUGCUGCCUUUGGUGUUUGCUACCUACCUACCUAUCUUUCUUCCUACCUAGCUAACUAGGUACACAAUACAUCCAUGUC